AGUCAGCAGCACCGGCUAUCAUGGCGGCUUACACAAUCACUCCAACCUUUCAAAGAGUUUUGCAUGCAGUAAAGCGUGCUACUCUGCAUCCCAGGUGCUGGCUCCUAAACUUCCGUGCUCAGUACGUCACCACUCAUGACUGGAAUGAGAAGACCUUUGAUAAGAUCCUCAUUGCAAACAGAGGAGAGAUUGCCUGCAGGGUGAUUAAAACCUGUAAGAAGAUGGACAUCCGGACGGUGGCCGUGCACAGUGAUGUGGACUCAAGUUCGGUUCAUGUGAAGAUGGCAGAUGAGGCUGUGUGCGUAGGCCCCGCCCCCACCAGUAAGAGUUACCUCAACAUGGACGCCAUCAUGGACGCCAUCCGACAGACAGGAGCUCAGGCUGUGCAUCCUGGGUAUGGGUUCCUCUCUGAGAAUAAGGAGUUUGCCAGGAGGCUGGCAGCUGAGGGGGUCACUUUCAUCGGUCCUGACACACAUGCUAUCCAGGCGAUGGGAGAUAAGAUUGAGAGCAAGCUCAUCGCCAAAGCCGCCCGAGUCAACACUAUUCCUGGCUUUGAUGGAGUCGUCAAGGAUGCAGAGGAGGCUGUGAAGAUUGCGCGUGAGCUCGGUUACCCGGUUAUGAUUAAGGCGUCAGCCGGAGGUGGAGGAAAAGGUAUGAGGAUAGCCUGGAGCGAUGACGAGACCAGGGAAGGCUUUCGCUUCUCCUCCCAAGAGGCCGCCUCCAGCUUCGGAGACGACCGGCUCCUUAUCGAGAAGUACAUCGACAACCCCCGGCACAUCGAGAUCCAGGUGUUGGCAGAUAAGCAUGGAAAUGCUCUCUGGUUGAACGAGAGGGAGUGCUCCAUCCAGAGACGAAACCAGAAAGUUGUGGAGGAGGCACCCAGCACUUUUCUGGACCCAGCCACUCGGCGGGCGAUGGGCGAGCAGGCUGUAUCUCUGGCUAAAGCCGUUCAGUACUCCUCAGCAGGGACCGUGGAGUUCCUCGUUGACUCCAAGAAGAACUUCUACUUCCUGGAGAUGAACACUCGCCUACAGGUGGAGCACCCCAUCACAGAGUGCAUCACUGGGCUGGACCUUGUUCAACAGAUGAUUCGCAUUGCUAAGGGUUACAAGCUCCAGCACAAACAGGAAGACAUCCCCAUCAACGGCUGGGCUAUCGAGAGCAGGGUGUAUGCUGAGGACCCAUACAAGUCCUUUGGUCUCCCCUCCAUUGGUCGACUCUCUCAGUAUGAGGAGCCCGUACGCCUGUCUGGGGUGAGGGUGGACAGUGGCAUUCAAGAAGGAAGUGACAUCAGCAUCUACUACGACCCCAUGAUCUCCAAGCUGGUCGCUUAUGGAGCAUCACGCGCCGACGCGCUGAAGAAGAUGGAAGCAGCACUUGAUAACUACGUCAUCAGAGGUGUCACCCAUAACAUCCCCCUCCUGAGGGAGAUCAUCGUUCACCCUCGCUUCGUAGCCGGCGACAUCAGCACCAACUUCCUGCCCGAGGUGUACCCUGAUGGGUUCAAAGGUCACCCGCUGUCGGCCGGCGACCGGCGGGAGCUCCUGGCGGCGGCGGCCGCGCUCCACAUCGCAGCUCAGCUCCGCUCCCAGAGGUUUCUCGGAGAGCAGAGGGUGUCUGCUGCUGCCCAGGAGAGGAGGCACUGGGAGCUGUGUUUGGAGUUGGAGAAAAGCGUUCACAUGCUGGCCGUGUCUCACUCCCGCGGCACCUACACGGUGGAGGUUGAUGGAGAGAAGGUGGAGGUGUCUGGAGAGUGGAAUCUGGCCUCUGCAUUACUGCCCCUCAGUAUUAAUGGCAGUCACAAAGUUCUACAGUGUCUGACGCGAUCACCUGCUGGGGACAUCUCUCUGCAGUAUCUGGGCACCACGUUUAAGGUGCGUGUGCUGAGCGUGCUGGCCGCGUCCCUGAGCAAGCACAUGCCGGAGAAGCUUCCAGAAGACACCAGCAGCAUCCUGCGCUCGCCCAUGCCUGGCACCGUGGUGGGCGUGGCCGUCAAACCUGGAGACACGGUGGCAGUGGGACAGGAGAUCUGUGUGAUUGAAGCAAUGAAGAUGCAGAACAGCAUGACUGCAGCAAAAACUGCCAAGGUGAAGAGUGUACACUGUAAAACUGGCGAAACAGUCGGGGAGGGGGAUCUUCUGGUGGAGCUGGAAUAAACACACACUACACACACACACACACACACACACACACACACAGUCUGCUUUCUGACUGGAUAGUCACCCUGUAGAAACAAACCCUAGUAGUCUGGAUGGAACAUCCUUUAGGUGUCUCCGCGUAGUCGUGGGACGCACAAAAAUUCGAAACUAACGUCACUCUCUCAGCCCAGUCAGCGAGGAACUUCUCUCUUGCGUGAACAACACGGACUGGCCAACACGCUUUCAAGUGUGGCUGCCCUCACAUAUGGCACGCUGUCACUCACACUUCAAUUCAGUGAAGUGCAGACAGCUCUUUAAGUGCCGUGCACGUCUUUGUAAGACGUAGGUCGAAUUCCCUCAUGUUUCGUGUACUGUACAGAAAUCGCACUAAUGAGGUUUCAGUUAAACAUGGGAUCAUUUUUACCUACCAGUGGUUGAAAAUGGAUUUUAUUCACAGGGAAACUGCGGGAGGUCUAUAUACUCCCUUGAUUUUAAAAAAGAACAAGGAAAAGGUGUUAUGAAACGACGUUUUAAGUUGGCUCCAUUCUGGCAAGACCCAAAAGUCCAUUGAGUCUCCCACGUCCCGGUCAGCAGUAUAGUGUCCUUGAGCACAUGGAUGAGAGUUGGACAAAGCCUUGCAAGGAGCCUGGGAGGAGGUGGAGGAGCCCGCGACCCACCCCGGAGCCUUCCGGCUGCAAACGUUUUUAGAAAAAUGACUUUUGUGAAAAUAAAUGAACGGGACUCAUGAA
This is a messenger RNA of Electrophorus electricus (electric eel), 2887 nucleotides long. It is a transcript of the gene pcca, whose product is annotated as propionyl-CoA carboxylase subunit alpha. Gene Ontology annotation, cellular component: mitochondrion. Lineage: Eukaryota; Metazoa; Chordata; Actinopteri; Gymnotiformes; Gymnotidae. Gene Ontology annotation, molecular function: propionyl-CoA carboxylase activity; metal ion binding; ATP binding. The record is from RefSeq and is a predicted model, not a curated record.